Messenger RNA from Nezara viridula (southern green stink bug), 432 nucleotides. The record is from the annotation of a GenBank genome assembly. NCBI's taxonomy places the organism in Eukaryota, Metazoa, Arthropoda, Insecta, Hemiptera, Pentatomidae.
AUGAGCCUAGGAGGAAGAAAACCCGCAGAAUUUUGGCAAAUUCGAGCCCGGUAUCGAGCGAUACAAAUUGAGGAACAAAAAAAAGGAAAACGAAAACAUACAUCAGAAUUAGAUCCUCAAGAAGUAGAAAAAAGAAGAAGAAGAUGGCCCUGGAUUCAAAUUCAGAUCGAUCUAAGAAAAAAAAUUAAAAGGCCGAAGAUUAGGUAUGGACUUUCUGAGGACGAAGGGAAACCACUGAAACGGACAACAGGAAAGAAGAUGAGUUACCUUGAGGUUGCAGGUUCCGAUACUGAAGAGGUGGUCAUAGCCAGAAGCAGGAAGCUGGUAAGUGAAGAGGAAGAAGAAUUUGUACCUGAAAAAGAAGAAGUGGGGGGAGAUGAGAAAAAUGAACAUGAGGAAGUUGAGCCUGCAGAAGAAGUCCAAGAAGUUUAA